UCCAAGGGUAGCUCCAUAAAAUUAUAUCAUUACGUGUGAUUGCACAUGCAGUUUUCUGUAUUGUAUCUCAGGUGCAGGGUAUUGGUAUAAUUGAUGAAGUCAUUGCCGCACAGCACUGACGUUUUGCCUCUAUGACGUCAACCAUGGAAGCCUCUCCUAUUCACACAAAUCUACAAGCUCGAGAGAAAGUAGCAUUUAAAAAAGCAAAUUGUAAUAGAAACCUCAACGAUCAAAUCAAUAGCAACUUAGAAACCAAUUUUAAUCCCAAAUCAAUUGUUCAUACUAACUUUCGAAUACCGCCGUACGAAAUUACUUCAAUCGCCCAUCAUUUUUCACCAACUUCUUACCGACAAGCCACAUAAAACCAAGCCAAUAAAGAUGGCAGCAAAAGCGCCCAGUGAAGGAACUAAGAUCACCACCGGCAAGAAUGCCCCCAUCACAGGUGAAGGACCCGGUAUCGUCGCACAAGACUCCCUAGCUGCGGAGUCCCAGUCCUUCCGUCAGGCCAAUCAAGCCGUGCCUCAGCAGGUUCCGCGAGAAGAUCUCACAUCCGCUUCAAGGCCACACGAAAGUGGCGUUCACACAUCUACUUCCACCUCAAACACCAGGACAUCUGGACAGGGUAGCAAUGCGGGCAUCGCACCCUCUUAUGUUCAGAGCCAAUACUUGAAGGACCCUUCUGGUCCACACGGAAAGAAUCUAAAGGAGGAUGACAGCAUUGGUACCGAGGACAAAUCAAAGAACGCUAGUUUCUCUGAAUUCGGCACUAAGAACGACCCCGGUUUGGCUGCUGAACAAAAAUUCACCCUCUCCGAGACGGCCAAUGCGGGCUCGACUGGAGGGCGUGAGAAAGGCGUUGAUGCUCAACAACCAUACGGUGUACUGGGCUCGAAUUCAGAGGCAUGAGAAAUAUGGAAUAAGAUGACGCAUACCGAACAAGUAGAAAGCUGUGUUACGAGACGUCUCCUCACCAGCCAAAUAUGUAGUUGAUUAUUAAAUCUACUUUUGCAAAGGCGUCUUAUUGUACCUCCCUGGGCAGAUAUUCUUACCCUACACGUGUAAUUUUUGGCUCGGAUGCAAGAGGGUGUCUUUUACAUCGUAUUUCUCAGACCUGACGGAUGAAUAUCGUCAUUCGAAUUAGGAAUGGCGCAGGGAGAUAUCACUAAUAAGGUAGCGGGCGUGUACAACUGCCGAGGAUCUCAAUACUAUUAAUAUGACUUGGGCCGGUAUAUUUCUGCCUGGGUGGGGGUUAGUGGUGUCGAGUAUUAGCUGCUGUCAUCUAGAUGGUCAUUAUUCGAGGCUGCUUUGUAACUGUCUAGGCUUACCCGCCUGUUUCCACAAUGGGGAGCAAGAGUGGUCUCCCUGAGCUGGGCCACCGACAUGGCGCAGGGCUAGUAGAAACUAAGCACUGAGUCCGGAAUGAACAAUCGAUUCCGUUAGCACCGCCACACUCUAGCAAUUGGUUAACCGGUUGUGAUUAUACACUAGUUUGUU
This is a messenger RNA of Hypoxylon trugodes, 1494 nucleotides long. RefSeq lists its product as uncharacterized. The transcript has a single exon. The record is from RefSeq and is a predicted model, not a curated record. The coding region runs from base 379 to 906 and encodes 175 amino acids. NCBI's taxonomy places the organism in Eukaryota, Fungi, Ascomycota, Sordariomycetes, Xylariales, Hypoxylaceae.